AUGUCGGAUGAAGAUGAUGAUGAUCUUAACUUCAAACCAGUUAGUUUUCCUCGAUCUCUCGAAUUCCACUUCCAGUAGUGAUUUUGCAGGGAACAGAAAUUUCAAGCAGCAAAGCAACUUAUGUAGUGAGCAAAUUAUUAGGCGAAGGUGGAUUCGGGGCAGUUUAUCGAGUGAAAGAUGUGAAAACGGAAAAACAAUAUGCGAUGAAAGUGGAGAGAAAAUUGGAGAAAAGAAAACAUUCGAAACUGAAAAUGGAAAUCGCGAUUUUGAAGUUGAUUGGAAAUGGAAAACAUUUCACACAAAUUGUUGAUCGAGGAAAGAAAGAUAAAGAAGGAUAUUUCUUUUUGGUGAUGGAACUCGUUGGUAAAAGUUUAGCGGAUUUGAAACUCGAAAGGGAUUUGAAAGUUUUCUCAUUUACAACUGGAUUGGGAGUUGCGCAGCAAUGUUUGGAAGCUUGUGAAGCUUUGCAUAAACAUGGUUUCAUUCAUCGAGAUUUGAAGCCGCAGAAUUAUGCGUGUGGAUUGGAAAAGCAGAAACAUCUGAUUUACAUUCUCGAUUUCGGAAUUGCUCGCAAAUUUUUGAAUACAAAAAAUGAAUUGAAGACUCCACGAGAAAGUGUUGGAUUUAAAGGAACUGUUCGAUUUGCACCAUUAGCAUGUCACAAAGGAACUGAAAUGGGACCAAAAGAUGAUUGUGAGAGUUGGUUUUACCUACUUCUCGAUUUGAUUUUGACACAAGGAUUACCAUGGAGGAAAAUCAGUGAUAAAAAUGAUGUUUUGAAAUGUAAAGAAGAAUGUCGAAAAGAUAAACGAGAGGCGAUGUUAAGCGGUUUGCCGCAUACAACUGAACUCAAUCGUAUUCUUGAUUAUAUUGACAAACAACAAUAUCACGAUCGAGUUGAUUAUGAUUACAUUUACAAAAUGCUCGAGGAGGUAAUUUUUGCUAUAUUUUUUUAUGAGCCAAAUCUAAGUACUGUAUUUAUUUUAGGCUUGUAUUUCAUCGGGUGGAAAAAUCGACGCGCCAUAUGAUUGGGAAUUGGAAGGCGAUACGAAAUGA
Caenorhabditis angaria is the source of this 1056-nucleotide messenger RNA. The record is from the annotation of a GenBank genome assembly. Lineage: Eukaryota; Metazoa; Nematoda; Chromadorea; Rhabditida; Rhabditidae.